CCUCCAAGAUUCGAAUGCCUGCCUCGCUUCCUUGGUGUCUGAAGGCUGGUUACUUUGUUUGGGCACAGACCUCAUCACCAUUGGAGAGAGGAGCCUGACAGCCGUGUUCUCUCUGAGAUCACUGUGACCGUGUUCUUACUAAGGUCUCGGGGAGACUUUACUGAUGAAAUCUGUAAAAUGUAAUCAGAUGUGAGUUUUGGACUUUCCCAUAACCAAGGUCAGAAUGCUGCCCCUCCGUCAUGCUCUGGCUGUAGCUGUUGUCCAGAUCUUUAUCUUGUCAGAACACUGGGCAUUGGCCAAGAACAUCAACUUCUACAACGUGAGGCCUCCUCUGGACCCUACGCCAUUUCCAAAUAGCUUCAAGUGUUUUACCUGUGAAAAUGCAAGGGAUAAUUAUAACUGCAAUCGAUGGGCAGAAGACAAAUGGUGCCCACAAAAUACACAGUACUGUCUGACAGUUCACCACUUCACCAGCCACGGAAGAAGUACAUCCAUUACCAAAAAAUGUGCCUCCAGAAGUGAAUGUCAUUUUGUUGGCUGCCACCACAGCCGAGAUUCUGAACAUACAGAGUGUAGGUCUUGCUGUGAAGGAAUGAUCUGUAAUGUAGAGUUACCCACCAACCACACUAAUGCAGUCUUCGCCGUGAUGCAUGCUCAGAGAACAUCCGGCAGCAGUGCCCCCACGCUCUACCUACCAGUGCUGGCCUGGGUCUCCGUGCCUCUGCUGACAUGAAG
Messenger RNA from Puma concolor (puma), 735 nucleotides. Lineage: Eukaryota; Metazoa; Chordata; Mammalia; Carnivora; Felidae. The record is from RefSeq and is a predicted model, not a curated record.